UUUCCCGUUGGUGUGGUUUGCUUCCAUGGACUCAACCUCAUCAGCGGCGCCGGUUCUGGGAGCGGACGAUGAGUGGGAGCUCUGCAAUGAUGACGGCUUCAUAUACAAGCGCAAGAAGCGACUGCGGGUCGAUGACCCGGAGCCCGUCUCAACGGCACCGGAUCCGGAGUUAGAGAGGAGAAGCAGAAGAGAGCGUAAAAGGAGGACUCUUUUGAGACUCAAGAGGGAGUACCAGAGUGAGAUCGACCACUGGGAGAAUUUGUCGAACACCUUGCAUGUGAUGCAGGAUAAGACGCAACAUCAAAUUAAUUUGCAGCAAGAACAGCUAGAGAAGGAUGAUACGCCGUCGCUUUCGAAUUCCCCUCCCAGAGAAGUUCAAGGGGGCAAGGAUAGUGGGGGUUCUUUAGUCGAUGAGCUCCUUUUGCAGAUAGAGGCACAGGAAGCAAUAAUCCAUGAUGUUUCAAAUCUAUGUGAUGUAGCGGAAGCUAUGUGUAAUGCCCAAGAGGAACGAUUAAAGCAGCAGUAUUUCGAUCUUCCAAUAUGGGCUUCGCCUGAAGAGCUCAUGGCAUCACUUUGUGAUGAGUAAGUUUCUUCUGAAGGAUCUAUACUCUUAGGCCUUAGCAAUUAACAGGAAAACGUGAAGCUUGGUUUUCCACCGGCAUUGUUUGAAUCUUACUGUAGUUUGAUGUUAAUGCUUGAAGCAGUAGUGGUGCAAUUUUACUAUGUAGAAUACCCCGUCUAAAUUAUCGCUGUGGUUUCACUGUUUGUUUCUUAACUUCCUGUUUAUGUAAUUGAGUAGGAAUUGUGUCAUGGAAUAAACCAUGAGAUGGAUUAAGUGGAUAUGGGGAGUGUUUUGGAGCUAAGAAAUGUUUGUUUGAACUAUAGCUGUGUACAUUUUCUUGAUUUGUCAUGUUUAGGAUCGACUUGUGAUGCUUUCAGAGUAUUUUCUGUUGUUCAAUGGAUAGUGUUAGCAGAAUA
This is a messenger RNA of Tripterygium wilfordii, 978 nucleotides long. RefSeq lists its product as uncharacterized. NCBI's taxonomy places the organism in Eukaryota, Viridiplantae, Streptophyta, Magnoliopsida, Celastrales, Celastraceae. Bases 26 to 586 code for a protein of 186 amino acids. The transcript is spliced from 2 exons. The record is from RefSeq and is a predicted model, not a curated record.